CCCCUCCUUCUCUCAGCCGUGUGUGUGUGUGUGUGUGUGUCGCACAGAGCAGAGUCAGUCUGGAGGAUCCCGCAGAGUCUCCGCGCGGCUCCGGUUUGUUUCUGCGCUUUUCGGUCAACUUUCCGCGGCUCGGAUCUGCAGUUUCCCCGAGGAGCACAGCAUGAGGAGCGGCUCGCAGAGCAGAUUGUGUGUGUUCUGGUGUUGUGUGUUGGCCGUCCUGCCUUUAACAACAGCGGAUGAAGCAGAGAAACCGGCAGCAGGACGGCAGUCUCGCCAGGCGGAGGAGGUGGGGCUUGAAGGUGUCUGGGCUCCAUGGAGCGAGUGGGUGGAGUGUUCCCAGAGCUGUGGAGUGGGCGUGGCCGAGAGGCGGAGACAGUGUAUGCCGCCACCACAAACUCCACCCCUUACAUGGAAUAGACCAUCUUACCUUCCGCCAGGUGUCCCGAACAACACCCCGGUGAUCUCUGCAGUCAGACCCUUCUACAAUAACCUGUAUCCUCCUAAUGAACCAUAUGGAGCUGAGAGACCUUUUCCCCCAGCUCUCCCAGCCAAUCAGAAUCCAGGAUUACCACUGUACCGUAAUGAAGGCGGGCAGUUUGGCUCAUCCGGUCAGGAGCCGGUUUCAGUUUACCGUUCGCCAUCCUCGUCUUCUUCACUGCCAUAUAGCAGAGUUCCAGCACGGACACCGAGUCAUGGAAGAGGUGGAGCUAUUGGUAGCAGGAGGGCAGUUUCCACCAAUAGGGAUCCUGCGUCUGUCAGAAGGUCUAGUUCGUCCAUUCGUCCUGGACAGUUUGGAUAUGGCAGGGUGCCGUUUUCUCUUCCUCUACACAGACAAAACCGACAUGCGCGCCACACACACCACAACACCAGCACAGAUAGUCUGGACGCUCUGAAUGUGAACUCCAGCUCACAUGGGGAAAAAACACACGAAAAAACUCCUGCAGACAAAGUGAGUGAGGACAAUGAUGAUGGAGAGCAGCGCAGACGAGUGAGAAUCCCUCAUAUAAGGCCCCCGGCACAGAGAAACGGGGCCCGGGAUAGACGCAUCGAAGGCCGCACGUCCCGCCAGGCUCCUCCAUCAUACACACGCACCAUCAGCAGAACACACACUUCCAGAGAUCCUCCUCCAUACGGCCCCCAAACGCCCUCAAAUCCCAACCCAGAGCCCUGGGCCCCUGUGCAGACCCCUGGAAAUGAGCAGGACUGGAGGCCUCCAGUGGCAGGAAACUACAGAUGCUCAGGCAGAGACAGAGAAUACCGCAGGUGCAGUCUACAGGCGUGUCCAGGUGCUGCAGUAAACUCCAGGGCUGAUCAGUGCUCCGCCUUCAACGCUCAGGAGUUCAUGGGUCGUGUGUACGACUGGGAGCCCUUCACUGAAGUGGGUCUGGAGCAGCAGUGUGAGUUAACCUGUCGGCCGGUCGGUUACCGUUUCUACGUGCGCCAGGCGGAGAGGGUUCGAGAUGGGACACCCUGCGCAAACAACACACCCACUGAUGUGUGUGUGGGGGGGCGCUGCCUGAGCGAGGGUUGUGACGGUGUGCUGGGCUCCGGGCUGGUCCGGGACCGCUGUGGUGUGUGUGGCGGUGAGGACGGCACCUGUGAACGGGUCAGCGGGAGCUUCAUGAACACCAGUGUUCCUCUGGGAUACCACAAAAUCCUGGACAUUCCACCCGGAGCCACGGCUAUCAACAUCACGGAGAGACGGGCCAGCCCAAACUACCUGGCUCUGCGCAGUGGGACAGGUCAGUCAGUGGUGAACGGCCGCUGGGCUGUGGAUCCUCCAGGAGAGUAUCAGGCAGGAGGAGCCGCUUUCCUCUACACCCGACCCAAAGCGGAGCCUCAGGAGCCGGGAGAGGACAGAGGAGAGACCCUCACUGCUGCUGGACCCACUACUGCACUGCUGCAGCUAUACAUUAUUUUCCACAGGCAGAAUCCAGGCAUCGACUAUGAAUAUUACAUCCCAGUGGAUAAACGGAGAGACGGAGAGAGAGAAGUGCUCAGAGAGAGAGAGAGAGGGAGAUCGGCACUCAGAGAGACCACUGGAGUCUCGAUGGCAGUGGAAAACCCUGUUGCUCCUCCUCCAGUGUCGUCUUCCUUCCCUUCAUCAUCAUCAUCAUCUUCGUCUUCAUCUGAUCGAUGGCCACCUGAGAGGCCCCGCCCACAGGGCUUAGGACCCAAUCGAAAUGCUCGGAUCCCUCCAAGAACAGACCUCCCAUUGGACAAUCUGCCUGUGUUUGUGUGGAGACGAGGAGCGCUGACAGAAUGCACUGCUACCUGUGGAAAAGGCUCUCAGUACAGAGAGAUUGUGUGUGUGAACAGACACACAGAACAGGAGGUUCACGAGAGGAGGUGUGACUCUGCAACCAAACCCACGCCAGAGGAGGAACCAUGUAAUGUUCAUCCAUGUCCACCAUUCUGGGAUAUGGGGGCGUGGUCAGAGUGCAGUGUUUCCUGUGGUUGGGGUGUUCAGCAGCGUCAGAUACAGUGCAGGCAGAGCUUUGGGAACCGCUCAACGAUGGUCCACCCUCAGCGCUGCGCUGGUCUUAGCCGUCCCAACGCCACACAGCCCUGCCACCCGCGCGUCUGUUCACACUGGGAGAUCAGCACCAACUGGAGCACGUGUUCGGUGGAUUGUGGAAUGGGAAAGAGAACCAGGAAUGUGCGUUGUGUCAGUAACCACGGCAACACUGUGAAUGACCGGGAGUGCAAUGACAGGCUCCGCCCACAGCACAGCGAGGACUGUCACAUGGGUCCGUGCGUCACCAACUGGUACUUCACUGAUUGGACACACACUUGUUCUGCGGAGUGCGGGCCGGGUGUGCAGCGCAGGGAGGUGGUGUGUGUGAGCGCUGGAGGCCGGAGAGAAGGAGACGGAGGACUGGAGUGUGUCGGGGACAAACCUGCAGACAUGAAGGCCUGUAACGGUGGCCCCUGUACAGCCACAUACCUGUGGUACACCGGGCCCUGGGGAUACUGUAACGCAGUGUGUGGAAACGGAACUCAGCGCAGAGACGUCAUCUGUGUGAGGAAGAGCGGCAGUGAGUUUACGGUCAGCAGCUCCAGCGACUGCUCUCACCUGGAGAAACCCUCACCUGUGCAGCCCUGUGAGCUGCAGCCCUGCACACCACAGUGGUUCACCACCGACUGGAGCACGUGCUCUCGCUCCUGUGGUGAAGGGCUCCAGACGCGAGAGGUGCGCUGCCUCACACCUGACAAGCAGCACAGCGCCACCUGCCAUCCAGACGCCAGACCUGCACACCAGCAGCCCUGCAACACCAUUCCCUGCAGUCCCUUCGAAGAUGAGAACUGUAAAGACAGACGGCAUAACUGUGUAAUGGUGGUUCAGGCUCGGCUCUGCGUCUACUCCUAUUACAAGACGGCCUGCUGCGCCUCCUGUACCCAAAGUGCUCAGCGGGCCAAAAGACAUUAAGCCUAUGCACAGACACGGCCAAUCACAGAGCGCUUUACAGUUCUACCAGCCAAUCACAGGCAGGUCAGAUUCACUUGGAGAGAUUUCCAGGUUGAACUGAGCUGAGAUCAGCAUCCUCUUAAAGGGCCAGUUCACCCACAAAUGAAAACGCUGUCAUCAUUUACUCACCCAUCAAAUCUGUUUACGUUCCUUUCUUCUGUUGAACGCAAAGAAGAUAUUGUAAAGAAAGCGGAUAAACAUUGACUCCCAUUGAAUUUGUUUUUUCUACUAUGGAAGUCAGUGUUUGAAACCACGUGAAGGAGUGUAAUAGUGAGUUUUGGGGUGAACCGUCCCUUUAAAUUAAAAGCAUAGAAGUAAACUCUACUUUUUCUCUCGUUUUACAGCUCCCCUAGAGCUAAACAGGUGAGUUUUACCAAUUUUCUAAUGCAUUCAGUCUUUCUCCAGGUUUGCACCUUUAGCUUAGCUUAGCAUAAAUCAUUGAAUCGGAUUAGACCAUUAGCAUCUUACUCAAAAUUUUAAAAAUAGCUAGUUUAGCAUUGUGUCCACCCGAAGUGUUUUUAUUCUCAAGCUUGGUUGCUUACAGUGUCACUUUUAAGCUAGCCGACCAAUCACAGUGGAGGAGGGGCGGGACUAUACACUGUCAACAAAUAAUCUGCUAAAGACUUUUAACUUGUAAUGGUAUAGCGAUAAUACACUGUAUCAUUUACUUUC
Molecule: messenger RNA, 4141 nt
Organism: Danio rerio (zebrafish)
Lineage: Eukaryota; Metazoa; Chordata; Actinopteri; Cypriniformes; Danionidae
Source: RefSeq, a predicted model, not a curated record